Oncorhynchus tshawytscha (Chinook salmon) is the source of this 5433-nucleotide messenger RNA. Its product is annotated as protein FAM117A. The transcript has 8 exons. NCBI's taxonomy places the organism in Eukaryota, Metazoa, Chordata, Actinopteri, Salmoniformes, Salmonidae. The record is from RefSeq and is a predicted model, not a curated record. Bases 1475 to 2569 code for a protein of 364 amino acids.
ACACAGACAGUACAGAUAUAGCUAGCUAAGGUUACCUACAUGUUUUGAUUUUCAUUGAGUAUCUCAUUCAACAUAAACCCAAACAAACAGUGGUAGAAAUGAGCGUGGGUGAGAAAAUAAGGUCUUGCAAUUAUACUGUUAAUUGUUCAUUUAUGGUAACUGCUUUCAAAAGUUAUGCUUUCAUCUGAUGACAACCAGUGAAAUGUACAACAGAACAAUUUAAUAAUUGCCUGCCAAAGGAAAUGGUUAAAACAAUGUUACACCCAUUCAACCAUCCAAUGCUGAAUAAGGUCACUUGAACAAAAACAGACAAAAUGGCUGUAAUAUACAGCAAUUACUAAUAUUACUCUAUGCUGCAUAACUUAGAUUGUAUGACUUAAUUUGAAACUGUCAUAACAGUGGUAGUAAUACAGCUGUACUAUUGGAACCUUCCGGCAACAGUUACUAGUUAAAACAGGUUGAACACCUUUCUGGGCUUCAUGAAUUAUCAUUCUCCCCAUCACCUAAUACAACUAAAAGAAGUGUAAUGGGGUUCUACACUAACUUUUUCCACUGGUGGCACCAGCACAUGAUUUGGUCCACACUUGUUUUAACAAAAAAAAUUAUACUUGACCUAGUUUGAGUCCUAUAAUGUGCCCUCAUUCCGUACAGAACCAGGCUUAACAAUGACUAUUCAUCUUUUAAAUGACCAUGCCCUUGUUCUUACAUUGAUUUGGAUAGAUUUACUGUAACAGCAAAGAAAAGAGACUGCUCAAAUAAAGUGCAAAAUGUAUUUAUUGCAGAUGUCGACGGUUGUUCUUUUCUGCGAAAUCCUCUAGAGAGCAGAAUUUCAAAAACAAUUUUGUUUUUCAGUGUCAACAACGGUGUGUAAAACUACAUCGGGUGACCAUUUAUGAGAUCUGGGAGAAAUGUCUUAUUUUUUGUUGUGUGUUACUGUUUAAUUCAGGUGCACACCAGCCAGACAGUUGUUUGACAAGCAGUGUUUCUGUAGCGCACUUUGUAGUUAGCUUUUUAAUUGCCUUUCCAUCUACCCUAGAACGGUUAGGCUAUCAAUAGCAUCGUUAAUGGCUACGCAAAGUAGUGGACAUAUAGGUUCUAUGCUCACUGCACAUGCAAUUGAAAGAUACUGGUCCCAAAAUAUUUAAUUACUGGCCCGGUCAAGAUCUGACUGGAAAGUGAAUGAUGCGUGCAUCAUUUCAAUAGCAGGUGAUUUUAUUUAUAUAGAGCUCAUAAAUAUUGACAAGUCAAAUUCAAGGAAUUUCAAAUACUUUUUCAUUUUAUAUCUAAUUGUUUUAUCCUAUAGGGGAAAAAUGGUCCAAUGGUGGCGAGCUUUACACCACUCUAGCUGACGUUUGGCAUUGCGCAUGGUGAUCUUGGGCUUGUGUGCGGCUGCUCGGCAAUGGAAACCCAUUUCAUGAAGCUCCUGCCGAACUGUUCUUGCAAUUGGCAUUGAGAAGUGUUUCUGUCAGUUAUAAUGCCCUUUUGUGGGGAAAAACACACUCUGAUUGGCUGGGCCCGGCUCCCCAGUGGUUUGGCACUGGCUGAGAAGACCAAAGCGCGACAGGUGACACCUGGGAUGCGGCGGACACUCUCUCUGGAUGCCAUUGUGGGCCCCUACCUGCAGGGCCACUGGCCCAAAGAGCCUGAGGGCCAGGCAGGCCUCUGCAGGAAGAACCAAUCAACCCAGACGCCUGACUCGUGGUCAGACGAGGCUUCGAACAGGAAAGGCAGCGAAGGGCACAAACGCUCUGCAUCGUGGGGCAGUGCUGAGCACCUACAGGAGUUUGCCAAGCUGAAACACCUGCUGCAAAGGUCCGAAAAGGUCCGCCACCACUACCUUCAAGGCAGCUACUCCCCAGGUACCACACAGCCUAUCCCACCCACCCCCCUGUACAAGCUAACCCCUCGUCUGCGCCGCAGCGUGGAGGGCCUCAACCAGGAGCUGGAGGGCAUGUUCGUGUGCCAGCCGCCCCACCACCAGUGCUGGAUUCUGGAGGUUCCUGACGGCCACAGGGCUCCAGUUCCACCACUGAGCUGCAGCAGUGGCUCCCAGAGCGACCCCUCCACCACGCCCCUCUCCCCCACACCCUCACCUUGCUCCUCUUUCUCCCCCUCUUCUGUAGAAGACCUACCUGUGAAUCAGGACCCAGGUGUGGCGGAGGGUGCAGAGCUGUGUCUCCUGUCAUCCCAGGGUGGGUGGGAGCCAUCCCCCUUGCUGCUCUCCUCCUCGCCCCGGCCCAACAAGAGCUACUGCUUCCAGAGGGAGCCCCCCGAGGGCUGCGAGAAGGUCCGCGUGUGUGAGGAGACCAGCUUUCCACACCAAGCCCAGUCCUCGCUCCUCUUCUCCUCCUGCCCCGACCCCAACAAGGUGAACUUCACCCCCCACGGCGUCUCUGCAUUCUGCCCGGUCAGCCUGCUCAAGCCCCUGCUCCCAUCCAUGGACCUCCUGUUCCGCAGCCUGGCUGUGGCCCCAGCCACGGGUUGCUCUGGCCAGGGUGCAGACCCCUACCAGGCCCCCUCGCCUGGGUACCUGGGGCCUCACCCCGACUCGGUCACCACUGCCAUGUAAAAGAGGCUACAUUAUUAAAGGGGGAAAUGUCAAGGCAGCGGUAUGUUUUGAAAACUACAUUACACAUCAUGAGGACGUCUUGGUUACUCUCCCCAGCCUUGUUGAUUGUGGCCCCCCCAAAUUAAACACAAUGUUUCAAAGUGCUCGAGAAGACAGCCUUUUUACCAACCAUGCUCCAGUUUAGUAAGAGUUUACAAACUUGUUACUGUUGACCAAAAAUGUCAGGGAAUCUUUUUUGGACAGUAGUGGCUUCCAUUUUCAUUUCUCUUGUCUUCAUCAUAGCUUUUUUAAAGUGUCAUUGGCUGUGCUCUGACACUUUUUUUUUUUUUUUUUUCCCCCUUAUCCGUAUUGAAAAGACAUGACACACCAGCUGACUUUUGGCCUUUAACCUUGGGUGCCAACCACAGUCGCUGCCACAUUGAAAGUGGUCUGAAAUGUAUUAACUUGUGGCAAUAGCCACUGAGAGGCAAGCAUACUUUUAUAAGAGGAUCAAUUUAUUUGGUAAUUUUUGUUAGAAAAGAAAAUGUUUUUAAAAAAUAACAAGAAGAAGAAAUAGACCAUGUGUGAGGUUGUUAUUUGCUUGAAUCAGUCCCCAAGAUGACAUUUGCUUUUUUAGAACAGAUCGGUCCAUAAGGGUUUCGAAUCGGAACAUAAUUAGAUUUUCUAUGUUAGGAUGGUACAUAUAACACUGCGAGUCAUUGGCUUGUCAAUGGCUAUAGUCAUUUUUGCAACAAUUCUGAUCUUUUGUAUUAAUGUUCAUUGGUCCCUAUUUUAUGAUGCUCAAAAGACACUGCGUUGCUUCAACAUUUGGUAGGAUGGUGUAGGGUAGUCUUGUCACUUUGACCAAACUACUAACCGUCUUUUAUUCUCUGGAAGAGCAAUGUUUCCCUAUGAUUUUUCUAGGGGACGAUGCUUCACCCCUCACUUUAUGCACAUUGAACUCUCGUUUUGGAUUUUAGGAGCCUGUUGGCCCACUUCUCUUUUAAUGGUGAUUCAGAUUUUCCCUCUCUUUGUAUGAAAGGUGUCUUGGGAAAGCUUGUACUCUUUGGAAAUGUAAUGUUCUGCUCUGGAUUAGUUGGUGUAUUGUAGGAAAAGGCUGCUGUCAAAUACCAGUUAAUUAUUUAAGUUAUUAGAAAAGGAGGCAAAUGUUCUUCACCAAAAUCUGGUUGCUUUUAGUAUUUAAAGAUAUUUAUAUAGAAUUUUCAAUUGAAAUAAACUUUUUUAACCUUAAAGUAACAUCCAUGACACACACAUGCAGAUGUUUUUUUCCCCCCUUAACCAUCUUAGUGUUCUCAUACAAGGCAUGACAAAUCAGUUUGCCACAUUUGUGGUAAGUGGAACAGAGUGCUCGAUGAAUUAUAUUUUUCUUUCUUGCAUGCUUUUUAAUUAUUUUUCUAAUAGCCUAGUUUAUAUAGGUAAUAAGAUGAGUCUUGGUGACUAGUUUUUCUUUUUUCCCCUGCUUUUCCUCGUUAUGGUGAAAGAAGACAUUUAUAGAAGUUUGGUGCUAUUUCUGUUAAUGUUUAGUGCCUCUAUUUUUGUUUCAAAUAAGGCGAUGUAUACAUGUUAAUCAGAGCAUAGCUCUUCUAGUUGUGUAUAUAUGUGUAUAGCUCCGUGAGGACUCUUACGACACUGACUACCUAUGUAGUGGUCUAGAGUCAUCAUCUGAUCUCAUUGGUAAAUGUUGAUUUUUUUUUUUUUUUUUUUUUUUUCUCUACCAAGGUUACAAGAUCAAGUUAAUUAAGAAUCUUUGCACAAAGUGACAGCUAUUUCUUUUCAUUUGCAAUUUCUAUUUUUGUUUAUUUUGUACUUUAGAGUAACCUUGUUUUGGUGUAUGAAUGUAUUUUGGUAUAUUUUUCAGUUAUCUGCAACAUAAGCUAAAGAAGGUUCAAAAGUGUGUUCGGAUGUUCAUUUCAGUUCCCCACUGUCCGUUUUAUGUUUAGGGGACUGACAAGCAAAUUGUAUUUGGGGGAAUUAUUAUUUACUUCAAGGACAAGGUUUUAUGUGGCAGCUAUUUUAUGUUUGAACACAUUUCUGUGUAGUUAUAGUUAUUAUUGAAAUCGUUUUCAAAGUUUUGGGGGAAUUUCCCAGGUGUCAUCUUUUCUAUGGUUACAUCCCAAAUGGCACCCUAUUAUGAAAUAGGGUUCCAUUUGGGACAGAAGCCUAUGGUACCCCUACUUGGUUCUUAUACAGGUGAUUGACGAUAAGAGGUGGUCUUUAGAUUAUAGACCGGCCAGUGUAGACACUCUUUAUACACUGCCUAACCAUUGUACACUGCAAUUUGCCCACCUGUAACGCACGCAGCGCACGCUUCCCAACAUGUUUGGUUCUCCCAUUAUUAAAACCGAUGUUUGGGGGUGAACGGAUCAUCUAGCGCAACAAUCGUGAUUGCUUUUAUGACCAAGACGCUGUAAAGCCACCCGGCAUACAUGGUAUGGUUUUUGAUCAACCUGUUGAUGAAUUUAAAACGUGCCUUUGGGUUUUGGAGUAGUGGCUGCUCCGCCACCCAUUAUAAGCGCGCUCCGAUUUUUCAUUUUAGGAUAUUCGUGUACUUUAAUGGCUGAAACAAUCCAGUAGCCUCAAGAAAGCCCAAUAAUUGUUGCUGUAUAGAUUUUUUUCUAUAGGCAUAUUGGUACUAGGCUAUAAUAAUAAAAAGUUUAUUUACGUUGCUGUUGAGUUAAAAGUCAAAUGUAGGCAUUGUCCUACUGUAAGAAUUUAUACACGGCUAGCUCCCAUGGUUUUAUUGUUAACACAGACAGGUGCUGCAACCUGCGACGAUGACAACAAUCUGUUGUGUUUGGUGCAUAAAUGAAGAAGCAGAUGUGCGCUUCACCCAGGUCUGUAAGAAUAAACAUACCAUAAAAAUA